UGUAUUCACUGCGGUGCACAGGCAGUCCAAUCACAGUGAACCGGUGCUAAGCUGACCGGAGGAGGGCUGUGAUUUUCGGCACUGUGCUCUCUUGCAUUUUAAAACCCCCAGUCUGUACAAAAGAAUAACAAGAGGUGCAGGAGGAGGUGGGUGGAGGAGGAGAGGGAAGGGCAGCCUCUCUCAAGACAACAGCGUAUUCCACUCAGUUGUAACCAGGAGGGGAGGAGGAUACAGGCAUAAAGAGGAGGAAAAGAAAGCAGCACCCUUUCAGACACCUGCUGAGAGCUGCUGCAGGCCUUCCUAAGACUUCCUUUUUCUGCUCCCUGCUUUGAUGCUUUUGUCAUCCUCUCUCAUUUCCUCUUGCCUCUGACCUGUUAUUUGGGGGGACUUGUUUUUGGAACAAAAGCACCUUUUUUUCCACUCAGUGGUGUUGGUUUUGCAUCAGCUGAGUCAUCAUGUCUGAUCUGACGCCUCAGAGCGAAACCCCCACUCCCACCACCGACAAGAUCACCCAGGCCGCCCGAGAGACCAUUUAUCUGUGCAACUUUCGCGUGUCUGUCGACGGCGAAUGGCUCUGCCUUCGAGAGCUCAACGACAUCUCCCUGACGCCAGACCCAGAGCCGGCCCAUGAAGAUCCUAAGGAUCCCAUUGCAAUCGAAAGGCUUAACCUGAUGAACAUGGCCAAGCUGAGCAUCAAGGGCCUGAUCGAGUCUGCUCUCAACCUCGGACGCACACUGGACUCCGACUAUGCGCCUCUUCAGCAGUUCUUCGUGGUCAUGGAGCACUGUCUGAAACAUGGGUUGAAAACCAAGAAGACCUUCCUGGGGCAGAACAAGUCGUUCUGGGGGGCGUUGGAGCUGGUGGAGAAGCUGACGCCCGAGGCAGGAGAAAUCACUGCCAGUGUGAAAGACCUGCCUGGCCUCAAAACUCCUCUAGGACGAGGGCGUGCCUGGUUGCGAUUGGCCUUGAUGCAGAAGAAACUCUCUGACUACAUGAAGACCAUCAUCAACAGAAAGGACCUGCUCAGUGAAUUUUAUGAAGCCAAUGCCUUGAUGAUGGAGGAGGAAGGAGCUGUCAUCGCUGGGCUGCUCGUUGGACUUAAUGUCAUUGACGCUAAUCUGUGUAUGAAGGGAGAGGACUUGGACUCUCAGGUCGGGGUGAUUGAUUUCUCAAUGUACCUCAAAGAUGGAGGACACAGCAGUAAGAGUGCAGAGGGUGACGGUCAGAUCACAGCCAUUCUUGACCAGAAGAAUUAUGUGGAGGAGCUGAACAGACAUUUAAGUGCAUCAGUAAAUAACCUCCAGGCCAAGGUGGAUGCUCUGGAGAAGUCUAACACAAAGCUAACAGAAGAGCUCGCCGUGGCAAAUAACAGGAUCAUCACUUUACAAGAAGACGUUGAGAGAGUGAAGGAGGAGAGCUCAUAUCAGCUGGAGUCCAGGAAGGCAUCAAAGAGCGAGUCGGCACCAGACGGACAAGUGCUGGGUGAAACGCGCAAGCAGCUCAAAGAAGAAACGUUGCUUCGAUUGGAUGUGGAGAAGGAGCUGGAGGUGCAGAUCGGGAUGAAGCAGGAGAUGGAGCUGUCCAUGAAGAUGCUGGAGAAAGACGUCUGUGAAAAGCAGGACGCUCUGGUGGAGCUCCGACAGCAGCUGGAGGACCUCCGCGUCAUCAACCAACAGCUUAGCCACAAGUCACAGAGUGCAGACGCCGGCUCUAAACAGAAGAGUGAAGCCAUCGCUCGCCUGGAGGAGAAGAUAAACCAGAUGUCAGGCACUGUCAAACAGAUGGAGACCAGAUGCAAACAGGCUGAGAGAGAGAAGGCUCUGGCUGUAGAGGCCAAUCGGCUCUUCAAACAGGAGUUUGGGGACAAAAUCGAGAGUCUGCAGGUGGAGGUGGAGCUGCUGAGGAAGAACAGGUGUUAUCUGGAGGUUGAGCUGAGGAAAGAGCGGGAGCGGCGGAGCGAGCAUCACCAUGGCGACGCUGCUUCCGCCCAGCCCGCUGCUCCUCGGAGGGAGAGGAGACUCCCAGAGAACAUACCAAAACGGCCCUCAGAAGCCCUAGCAGCCAAAAGGGAGAGUGAGCAGUCAGGAGCAGAGGACAAAAGCAGUCUGAGCUCCAGCUUGUCCUCAAGGUCACACCAUGAGGAUGAGCAGGAAGAGUCGUUAGGGGAGAUCAGUCAGCCGUGCAUCUGUACGAUGUGUGAACAGGAGGACUCCCUCCUGAAGACAAAGAAGCAGUGUAAAAACUGCAGCGGGGUUUUCUGUGAGAGCUGUGUGUCCAACGAGCUGCCGUUACCUUCCUCCAUCCUCCCAGAGACUGUGUGUACCGCCUGCUUCUCUCUGUUGCUCCAACAAUAUGCUUCAACCCCAACCUGAAACAACUCUGCAUUUUAAUACAGGACACUAUGUUCGGACACAUGGAAACGGAGGCAUUCAAUUUAAAGCUGGCACUGCAACAAUGCACUUUUUGACUUUGUGUCCUGAGACCUUAUGAAAUAUCUGAUGGCGUCCCUUGGGAGGUCGGAACUCUAAUGUCCAAACAUGUGCCAGUUAGAGCUGUUUUGGAGGCAGGUUUUUAUGUAUAGAAAAAGACAACUUGAAUCAUCUCAUCUCGUGCAUGAAAACUGACUCUGCACAUGUCCACUAAGUGGAUUAUUGAUUUAGAAGGUCAACUGUAAUAUUUUAUUAAAAAUAAUUAGGUUUUAAAAAAAGAAAUACUGGACUUUUUUGUUUGUCACAACUGUCAUGCACCGCUGUUAAUCAUGUACACAUCAUGAUCCAAUGGAUUAGAUGAAGUAGGAAUUUUCACACUUUUGACCGAAUACUAUAUGUAACAUUGUAUUUCAAAUGUCUCAAUAUUUGCGGAAAGACUUUCAAAAGCUUUAUUAUCCACCCUCAAAUUGUAAAAUACAAAUUGAAUAAUACAUACGUUGGCAAUUCAAUAACAAAAUUGCAUAACUGUAAUGCCUAACUUAAGACUAGAGAAAAUACAAAUAUUUACGAUAUAGGCCUACUGCUGUAUCACAAUGGCAAACUGCUUGUCUGUACCUUGUUCCUUAUCCGAUCAUCAUGUUAUGAAGACUUCAUCACACUGUUGUUUUAAAACUGUAGAGUGGAUUAGGCUGACAUUUUGAUCAGUGUACUGAUUCUCAGUCUUGCAAUGAGUUAAUGACAAAGUCGUUACGACUACAUUCAAUAUGAAGCUGAAGUCAGCAGCAAGUUAGCUUAGCUUAGCACAGGCUCUGUUCUAAAGAUUGUAAAAUAACAUAUGAAGUUUACACAUUAUUGUAAGGGGAAGGGGGAAUAUUUUUUUCCUGGGGACAGUAAAUACUUUGUGUUGAAUGUGUUUGUGUUGGAACUCAAACCUUAGCACUGCGCCAGAUAUUCUUUAUGCUAGGCUAAGCUAACAUGCUAGUGGCUGUAGCUUCAUGUUAAGCAUACAGGCAUAAUCGUGUUUCCCAUGAUGGCACACUGUUUACGAAGCUGAAUAUUCUUGGUAAAAUAUGUAUUUACUGUUGUGUUCAGUCUUAGUUAGGAGUGGCAUUAACACAUUUGCUUAAAGACUCUGGUUUAUCUCAAACAGUGCGGCAGUUUGGGUUAUUUUGUUCUGGAUAAUUUAAGUUUUUUUCUGGACAUCUAAACAUAUUACUGCACUUUUAAAAAGCAUGGCUCUGGCUGUACUGAAUAGGGCUUAUAGCUGCAACAGCUGUUUUUAUGUGCAGUAAAUCAUGGUAUUGUUUUUGUUGAAGCUCUUAACACAUGAGAUGGAGAUGCGUGUUAGAUCAACAAUAAACUUUUAUUAAAUGUUA
Molecule: messenger RNA, 3805 nt
Organism: Eleginops maclovinus (Patagonian blennie)
Lineage: Eukaryota; Metazoa; Chordata; Actinopteri; Perciformes; Eleginopidae
Gene: rufy3
Product: RUN and FYVE domain containing 3
Exons: 18
Coding region: 456-2372 (638 amino acids)
Biological process (GO): regulation of axonogenesis
Cellular component (GO): cytoplasm
Molecular function (GO): metal ion binding
Source: RefSeq, a predicted model, not a curated record